This is a messenger RNA of Penaeus indicus, 5606 nucleotides long. Its product is annotated as hemolymph clottable protein. Bases 106 to 5109 code for a protein of 1667 amino acids. NCBI's taxonomy places the organism in Eukaryota, Metazoa, Arthropoda, Malacostraca, Decapoda, Penaeidae. The transcript has 37 exons. Gene Ontology annotation, biological process: lipid transport. The record is from RefSeq and is a predicted model, not a curated record. Gene Ontology annotation, molecular function: lipid carrier activity.
AGGGUGGGCGUCCCUCUCGCUCCUCCUACUUCUCGCUCGACCCCGCUCGCCAAACGUCCCCGUGUCGCCUCCUGACUGAAUAACUGCUGCUGCGUCGGCGUCGUUAUGAAGGCCUUGAUUCUGCUCCUUCUCGGGGCGUGCCAGGCCCUGCAGCCGGGCUUGGAGUACCAGUACAGGUACAGCGCCCGGGUCGCCAGCGGGAUACCAAGCAUCAACAGGCAGUUCGCAGCUGCAGGGAUACAAGCUGACGUCACAGUCCAGAUGGCUGCAGAUUUCUCGGUUGUGGUGCAGUUCAGCAAUAUCGAGGUUGGAGACUUGAACAAGGUCCUGGACUGCGACCUGCGAGCUCCUCUGCCCAUCGAGUACCACCCCCUGGAGGACUACGUCGACCUCCUCGAGAAGCCUUUCAGGGUCGUCAUGAACGAGUCAGGUGUCCCAAACUUCAUGGAAGGGCCUGAGGAACCCGUCUGGAUCUCCAACGUAAGGAAGGGCUUCGUCAACAUCUUCAGAGUGCCGUUGUUCUGGAAUACUGAAUUACACUCCACCAAGCUUAACUACGGUGCUGUCGAAGAAACUCUGGUUGGACGUUGCCAGAACUGGUACACGUCACUGAAGUUACCAGUGAACCUGGCUGAAGAGGUCAACGUCCAACGAGAACACUUCAUGGAAGAGGAUAUCCAACGAGAUGCCUACUCCUCCAGCUACACUACAAAAACCAAAUCGAAGACUAGCAAGACGUCUUCCAAGACUUCUUCCAAGACUUCUUCAAAGACUAGCAAGACCGGCAAAACAUCUCCGGGUCAGCUGGCGAACGUGCCCCAUAUUGAGGAUACACUCUGGUCCGUCAGUAGAACCACAGACUUCGACAUGUGUGAAAAUAUGGUGUCUCUGCAGAUCCACAGCAGCAAGUACACAGAGGAUAUCAUCCAAAGGAGCUCGGUGGCAAGCUACCUCAUCCGCGGAGACACGCACCGAAGGAUCGAGCAGGCCGUGGUGGAGGGAACCAUCACUGUCUUGACCAACAAGGAGCAAAACGAGCAUGUGGACACCUUCACCAACCAGACCUUGGAGCUGAAGGUUGUGCGUGAGAUUGGCGAGCCCAUCACUGUUACUUAUGACGUCCAUCCUCACUACAGCUGGCAGUAUGAUAUCGAAAGGCCACAGGGCGACCAGUUCAUUCCUCUGGAGCAGGUCCUCACAGGCAGGCCGGUCACUGACCAAAUUGUUAACGGCAUUAUGGAAUACAUCAAGAAAACCGUCGACGAUCUCUCGCACCGUAUGGAGCAAUACCCAGCCAAGCCAGAGAACCUUGCUUAUAUCAUUGGCCGCCUCGUCGAAGCCGUCGCCAACCUCGACUAUCCAUACAUCCAGAACCUUUACACCCACUUCGACGGUAAAGGCACACUGCAGAAAUACAUCUUUACACAGUUGGUGAUCCACGCCGGCACAGAACCAUCAGUCAAUUUUGCAGUUGAUAACCUCAGCGAUAUUCUCUUCUACGUUACUUUCUACGAGAGUAUUGGUGUCAGUCUUCGCACUCCGGCCCCUAUUCCUAAGAUCAUGCACAGUUUGAUAAACGGAGAUGAAGGUCUGCACCAUAGCCUCGGCCUCAUGAACUUCGCCACUCUGGCCCACGACGCGUGCCUCAGCGAGGACAGGAAGCACUUCUACUUCGACUACAGCUGCGGCCCGAAGACCGCGUGCGACCCUGAGCUUAUCAUCACAAAUUUCAUCCCUUACCUCGUGCGAGAACUUGGGAAUCAGGGGAAGGAUGUCUGGCAGCGGCUCAUAUACCUUCAGGCGCUGAGCAACCUGGGAACGCCACAGACAAUCAAUGUACUGAAGCCCAUCAUUCUGGGCGUCACCGAAACCAACAUCUUCAUGAGAACGAAUGCCAUCUGGAGUCUGAGCGCUUACAACAUGCAGAAGUCCGCCCUCUCGCAGAUCUACGAAAUCCUGAUGCCGAUCAUCGAGAACAAAGGAGAACAGUUUGAGAUCCGAAACAUCGCCUUCCUCACGCUGGCAACCUGGGGUCCUGGCCACGCCUGGUGGCAGCAGUUGGCGGUUUCGACCUGGCAUGACCCUUCGCCCCAGUUCGCCAACUUCGUCACCACGACCAUCUACUCCAUCUCUGACAGCCACACGAAACUGGCAGAGACAGUGUCCCGCAUUAAGCACCUGUGCAAGCCUGCCGCCCCAUCAUCCAUUCUUCACUCGACCAACUUCUUCCUGCACGAGUACCUCUUCUCAGAGGAGCACGGGUCACGAGUCAACUUCGCUUGGUUCGCCAGCGUUCACGGGGUCAUUCCCGAGGAGGUGUUCCUGCGCAUCCAGACGGAGUUCUUCUAUGGCUAUACGAAGGUGUUCAAGAUUGAUGGACAACAGCGAGGAUUUUACAACCUCAUGCAACUAAUGAAGCAGACAAUGACAAAGCCUCAGACGAGACCCCAGAGCAGCGCGCAGGAAAUCGUCUCCGGUAUGUGGGAAGAACUAAAGGAGAAAAUCGGCUUUACAUCACCUGAAUCUCCUUCAGAAGCAGAGUUUUGGCUAAAGUUAGACAGACUCAUUUAUACUGGUUUUCAGUACCGGUUCGCGGAAGGCUCUCCCAUACCCUACGGCAUGUACUCGGAAAAGCCUUUCUACAAAAAGGAUCUCAACACCCUCAUCGCCUUCCCGACCGAGAUCGGAGUCCCCUUCAGCGUGGUGUACAUUGCUGAGGACGCCACUUGGUUGAAUAUAAAUGGCAAUCCAGAAACCAGUGUGGCAAGCGGGAAGAUGAAGGUCAACGUGAAUUUCAUUUUUGAGACCAGCCAGGUGCAGUUCGUGGACGCCAGGGUCCAUGUACCAUGGUCAAAAAGACCUGCCGUCGCUUCUGGCGUGUAUGCAGAUACGCAGCUUGUCUUGCCCCUUAAUGUUCAUGCCUCCUUUGAUAUACAUAGCCAAGAGAUACAGCUAUCCAUAGAACCAACGAACAUCGUGAAGAUCAACGUGAUCAAAUUUGAAUUCAUUCCUUACACUGUCCUGGAGAACAACUUCCCCAGCGAUGUUCUGGUCAUCGAGAAUGAAUACAAGCCUAUCUUACAUGGAGAGGUUCCUUUGUUCAAUGACAAACAUCAGGCAUUCCCCUCCGACGUGGGUCUGUGGAUUCAAGUUGGAACAGAAGGUGACAUCCAUCAUACACCAGGCAUCUAUGAAAUAAUCACUCAGUUGUUCAGCGCACACACCUCUACCCACAUCUGGGAACAGAGUAUAGUCUUCGAUCCUACUCUCUCCACCACCAAGGUCAUCUCAUUCACCUUCAACUACGUGUCGACUGGAGGCAGCGGGUCUCUGGUUCAACGAGGCGACUACGACGAUGAUGGACAGAUAUCGCAGGGUUCGUUCGAUGAAGAUUUCGGACAGUUCUCACAGGUGGCCGGUGGUAGUCAGGACACCCUGGAAGUGGAUAGCUUCGGAACACAGAGCCAGACCAUAGAACGCAUCAUGAGGCUGCAACAGGCAUUGAUUGCAUCCGGAGGGCACGUGAGAACCAUCAGUGUGGAAGUAGAGCUUCAGGGAACUCCCACGAGGAACUAUGAGGCGAGCCUGACCUGGGCGAUCUCCAGCUCCGGCUCGACGAGAUCCUCCAAGGUGCAAGUGACACUCAUCAAGCAUCCGGCCGUCGGUGUCUUGGAGGACCCAUACACUAUCUGCCUGAACGCCCAGAUUGUGAAGCCGCAUUUCAAUCCAUUCUUCACCACUGAGGAUGUUCUGACGGCCAACUACCAUUCCACAGUCAAGGCUGAGUUGUACGAGGGCGAGACGUGUGAGGAAUCACCGGUCUUGUUGUUGGAGGCUUCAUUUGAUGUCAGCAGCAAUGUCAAGGAGAAAGUGAAGGAAGCAAUAGAGAAGGACUGCGACUACAGUACCUACGCUCCUGGCAUUGACAUCAUCACUUCUCCUUUGUAUGACCACUCUCACAUCACUGCCACCUGGACACCAGACUUCCCAGACAACCUGAAGAACCUUACAUACUAUGUUGAUGACAUCAUCAAGGCUUCUCUGUCCAAGAAGAUCGAAUUUGACCACACCAGCGCGCAUUACGCUUCCAGGAUUGAGAUUGAUGCUACAAAGUGCAUCGAGACUGGCCUGUGGACCAUAAGGACAGAGAAACCCUAUGCCGUGUCCAUCAUCAAUGAACUGGAACUCCCGGCGUGGGCCAACCCGAUCUUCACACCCGCGCCCUUAGCGACCACCCUGCUCUAUGACCUCGCUGUCGGUCGCACGCCAGUGGCCUGCACCAUCGAAGAACACAAGAUUAGGACUUUCGACGCCAAGGAAUACUACUUCGAACCCAAUGAGUGCUGGAGCGCCAUGUCCUUCGACAUAACCCACAACCAGCGAGGCGCCAUUCUCGUUCGCAACUCAGGCGAGUGGGAAGUCCGCAUCAUCUGGCACAUGGAAGGACUCGUUUUUGAUUUGUCCCCAACCUUUUUCCUUGUGAACGGCGAACCAGCCCAGGGAACAGAUAACAGGUAUACCGUCUUGCACCAUGAUAACAGUCAUACAAUCGUGUUCGAAAGUGGAACACGCGUCAAGGUGUCAGACAAAGUAGAAUUCCUGAUGGCUAUGUACCACCGCGGGAACACAGCCGGCCUGUGUGGAAACUACGACGGCGAGCCAUCCAACGAUAUGGUAGGACCCCUGGGCUGCUACUACACGGACGGUAGCCUUUUCUACCUUUCCUGGGCCUCGCCCGGAGAAGGGUGCGCCGCUUUCAACUUCAAAGGUUAUAAACGUGAUGUCGAGCGAUACCAGGAGAACUGCCCUCGCUUCGUCCAGGAGCCCACAGGAGUCACUCAUGCCGAUGCUCUGUAUGACUGCACGGAGUGGGUGUACCACGAGAGGACGGAGGGCCAGUACCACUGCAAGGCUCUCAGCCCCAUGCCAGUGUGCAGACCCGAAUGCGUUGCCAACUCCCCUAUCACCACAUCGGUCGAAUAUGAAUGCAAAUUCACCGGACGUCAGCAACAGGCGCAGCAGCAGCAGCAAGUGCAGGGGACACAGUGGGAGGAAUGCUUCCCUCACUCCUACACCCUGACCUACCCAUCUUCAUGCGUCCCACACUAAUUGCCCAUCUGUCCUUUCGACCUGAUUUCGUCUUUCCCUUUAGCUAUCCCCUAGUUUGCAAGCGCCUCCCUCCUAAAUAAGAAUUAUUUCAUUUUCUCUAACAACCUUCCUUCACUCCAUCCAUAGAAAUACUCUUUCAUAUUUUUCUGGUUUAUUUCUAUUGACCUUUCAUACUUUUUCCAAGGAAUUUACCACUAAUUAACAAGCUUGUAAAAUUAAUGAAUACUUUUUUUUUGCACUAGUUUCCUUUCCUUUUCACUUUCUGAGAAAAAGAAAAAAGAAAAAAAAAUGUCUUUGUUCAUUUUUUUUUUAAUGCAUUCUAUGAUCCUUCACAUUGCCGUGGCACAGCAAAGGAAAGGUGGAUAUUGUACGGGAAACUUGGCUAGACGGAGGUGGAGUCGGUCCAGCGGGAACGUAGUGAGAGUGUGGGUCAGAAUUCACUUCUGGUUCAUGUAAAAGGACACCGUCUACCAUGAAAUAAAAUUGGGAUCUUUUAA